AUUUAUUUAUGUCAACACGCCGUCAUGUUCUUCUGACCCGGGGUCCUCAGCAGGAGGGAGCAGCUCACAGACACUCGAGGCGCCACUUCUUCCUCUUCCUCUUCUUUUUCUUCUUCUUCUUCUUCUUCCAUAUCGACCCGAGAGAAGAGAGUUGAGGUGUCGGGUAAAGGUCUCCAACGCUCCUUCAUCCCCCUCCCAAAUCUCUAUCAGCGAUGGGGACUCGGGCUGGCUUCUGCCCAGGAGGAUUGCACUUAACUCUGGCUCUCUGGCUCAUGACAGCCGCGCUAACCCUGCAAAAUGCCCAGGCGGAGAUUACUUGCGCGUCUUGCCCGUCGCCAGUGCAACUUCACCUGGAUAAAUUGGAGCUGGAGAUGCGCGCUGACCUGACCGAGGAACCGAGCACCUUGGAGUUUAAGGAACUCGGGGUGGCUGACCAAAAUCCUUUGGAGAAUGGGAGACCUGUGGAGGAUUUUGCACAACAUGUCAGUUUGGAUGGAGUUGGAACAAAAGGAGGCAGUGACCGCGGCGAUGUUGAGGGGGAAGAGCCGGGUAUGGCUGAGGAUGCUGCGCUCUGGAGAGCCAAGAGAAGCGGUCCCGACUUUGAGUUUUCCGAGUUCAGUGACAGCAGGUGGAACGGGCGGGCUGGCGCGGAUUCGCUAGAGCAGGAUCAGGUCUCGAUGCUGGAUGGACUGAAGCAGAGCAGGCCCGAGCUCGGCUGGGGCAGAGGGAAUAACCGGCAGGAUGAGUCCAAGCUCAGCAGCAGCACGUUCGCGCUCACGGGAGACUCGGCACACAACCACGCGGUGGUUUACUGGGCAGGACACAACAGCAGCGUGAUCCUGAUUCUCACCAAGCUGUAUGACUUCCACAUUGGCAGCGUCACAGAGAGCACUCUUUGGAGAUCCACGGACUACGGCUCCACAUAUCAGCGGAUGAAUGACAAAGUUGGAUCCAAGACCGUCUUGAGUUACCUUUAUGUCUGUCCGACUAACAGGAGAAAGAUUAUGGUGCUGACGGAUCCGGAGUUUGAGAGCAGUGUGCUCAUCAGCUCUGAUGAGGGAGCCAGUUACCAGAAGUACCGCCUCACCUUCUACAUUGUCAGCCUUUUAUUCCAUCCCACUGAGGAGGACUGGGCCUUAGCCUACAGCCACGACCAGAAGCUGUACAGCUCUAUGGACUUUGGAAGAAAAUGGCAUCUUAUCCACGAACAUGUCACGCCAAACCGAUUCUACUGGUCUGUCCUGGGCCUGGACAAGGAGCCAGACCUGGUCCACAUGGAGGCUCAUACACCAGACGGAAAUGUGCAGUACGUCACGUGCAGAGCUCAGACGUGCACAGAAGCUAACAGGAACUAUCCUUUCCCUGGAUACAUCGACAUCAGCUCUCUGGUGGUCCAAGAUGACUACAUAUUCAUACAGGUUCCCACGUCAGUCAGAGCCUCCUAUUACGUGUCCUACAAGAGAGACUCUUUCAUACAAAUUAAACUGCCCAAAUAUUCACUGCCUAAGGAUUUACACAUUGUCAGCACUGAUGAGAAGCAGGUGUUUGCUGCGGUGCAGGAGUGGAACCAGAACGACACCUACAACCUCUACCUGUCGGACACCAAAGGCAUCUACUUCACCUUGGCCAUGGAAAAUGUUAAGACCACAAGGGGCAUCGGAGGGAACCAGAUGCUUGACCUGUAUGAGGUGGCUGGAAUUAAAGGCAUGCUAAUCGCUAACAAGAGGGAGGACAACCAGGUGAAGACCUACAUCACCUACAACAAAGGUCGGAACUGGAGGCUCCUGCAGGCCCCGACUUCUGACCUGGAUGGGAAUGACAUCCACUGCAUACUGCCUUUCUGUUCACUUCACCUCCAACUGCAAAUGUCAGAGAACCCUUACCUGUCAGGAACCAUCUCCACCAAGAGCUCAGCGCCCGGAAUCAUUGUUGCCACAGGAAAUAUCGGCGCCGAGCUCUCAUACAACAAUGUUGGCAUGUUCGUCUCAUCCGAUGCCGGCAAUAGCUGGAGACAGAUUUUUGAAGAGGAGCACAAUGUGUGGUUCCUGGAUAACGGUGGAGCCCUCGUGGCUGUGAAGCAGCCAUCUGUGCCAACCAGACACUUGUGGGUGAGCUUCGACGAGGGCCGGCAGUGGACCCAACACGGCUUCUCAACCGUGCCGUUGUUCGUGGACGGAGUCCUGGUGGAGGCUGGAGCCGAGAACCAAAUCAUGACCUUUUUUGGCCACUUCAGCCACCGCUCUGAAUGGCAGCUCAUCAAGAUUGACUACAAGUCCCUCUUCAACAGGAGAUGCACCGAGGACGACUAUCAGACGUGGCACCUGCACAACCAGGGUGAGCCAUGCGUGAUGGGUCAGAAACAGAUUUACAUGAAACGCAGGCCCGGGAACCACUGCAUGCUGGGAAAAGACUACUCCAGAAUCCUCUCUGCAGAGUCGUGUAUUUGCCGAGCUCAUGACUUUGAAUGUGACUAUGGAUAUGAGAGACGUGGGGACGGGAACUGUCGGCCCUCCUUCUGGUUCAAUCCCGCCAUUGUGUCACGAAGCUGCAGCCAGGGACAAAACUACUUCAACAGCACUGGGUAUCGUAAGGUGGUGCUGAAUAAUUGCACCAAAGGAGUGAAAGAAAUGUAUACAGCAAGGAAGCAGCAGUGUCCCAACAGAUCUCCUAAAGGACUCUCGGUGACCACCAAAGAUGGCAAACUCACGGCCAACCUGGGCAGCAACAUCACCUUUCUGGUGCAUCUCGACGAGGGUGACUCUUUGCGGACCAACAUCCAGCUGGAUUUUGGGGAUGGCACAGCCGUGUCCUAUUCCAACCUGAGCUGGACUGAGGAGGGCAUCAAGCACGUCUAUAAGUCUGCUGGAAUAUUCCGUGUCACAGCGCUGGCAGAGAACACACUGGGUUAUGACACCACGACACUUUUCCUGCAUGUCACAUGUCCAGUGGAGCAUGUUCAACUCCUUGCUCCCUUUGUGGUCAUAAGAAACAAGGAGGUGAACAUCACAGCCGUGGUCUUACCCAGCCACCCAAGGACUGUCGCCUACUUCUGGUGGCUAGGCAAUAGUACUGAGCCAGUGAUAACAUUGGAUGGGAGUAUCUCAUACACCUUUGCUACUGAGGGAAUGCACACCGUCACAGUCCAAGUGGCUGCAGCCAACACCAUACUGCAGGAUACCAAGACCAUAGCAGUGAAAGAAUUCUUCAAAUCUCUACUUUUAUCUUUCUCCCCUAAUCUGGAUGAGUUCAACCCUGACAUACCCGAGUGGAGACAGGAUGUGGGGAGAGUAAUUAAGAAGGCUGUGCUCCAAGUGUGUGACUUCCCAGAGGAGCAGCUGCUGGUGGCUGUGUUCCCGGGAGUGCCGACAGCCGCCGAGCUCUUCCUGUUACCGCACAAGAACCAAUCAGAGGGCAAGAAAAAGAGCGAGGAGGAGCUAGAGCAGGCGUCCAAUAUAAUUGUAAGCGCACUGAACCAAAAUCUGGUGGAGUUCGAGCUCAAGCCGGGAGUGCGGGUGAUCGUAUACAACACACAGUUAACACUGGCACCUCUGGUGGACUCAAACCCCAGACACAGCAGCUCAGCCAUGCUCAUGCUCCUGUCAGUCGUGUUUCUGGGCCUCGCCGUGUUCCUCAUCUACAAAUUCAAGAGAAAAAUACCUUGGAUCAACAUUUACGCUGAGGUGAACCAGGAGAAGGAGCAGGAGAUGAUCGGCUCAGUGGGCCAGAGCGACAGCACGCCCAAAAUCACUCUCAGUGAGUUCUCCACAGCCAAGGAACUCAUGGAAAAAGAGCUGGAUGCCAGGGUCAAACGGGGAGUCGGGAACGUCUGCGAGAGCACAAGGGAGAUUCCAAACUGUACUAGCGUGUAAAAGCCAGAGAGAACGCAUCUGCAUUUCAUGUACAAAGCGACA
Messenger RNA from Solea senegalensis (Senegalese sole), 3911 nucleotides. Its product is annotated as VPS10 domain-containing receptor SorCS3-like. Lineage: Eukaryota; Metazoa; Chordata; Actinopteri; Pleuronectiformes; Soleidae. The transcript has 28 exons. Gene Ontology annotation, cellular component: membrane. Bases 213 to 3869 code for a protein of 1218 amino acids. Gene Ontology annotation, molecular function: protein binding. The record is from RefSeq and is a predicted model, not a curated record.